Molecule: messenger RNA, 720 nt
Organism: Podospora bellae-mahoneyi
Lineage: Eukaryota; Fungi; Ascomycota; Sordariomycetes; Sordariales; Podosporaceae
Exons: 1
Coding region: 1-720 (239 amino acids)
Molecular function (GO): nucleic acid binding
Source: RefSeq, a predicted model, not a curated record
AUGUCACCACCACCAGAACCCACUCCCACCCUCCCCAUCGACCCAUUCGACAACCCAGAAGAUGAAAUCCCCCUCCAGCAAAAACGCCCCUUCGGCUCUGGCCUCUACCGCAACCCGGUAACCUUUGUCCCGGCAUCCUCCUCUCUCAAGACAGUCUCCACCGACGAGCCAGCAUGGGAUACGUCAAAGUCAAUAUCCGACCUCUAUCUCGGUCUCGUCCUCCCACCAGAACCAAAACCACCCAUGGGACAUGAAAACUCCCCAGAUAACAACCACUCAGAUCCCCCAUCAACAAAACCCUCCCCAACACCCCCCCUCUGCCCAAGUUGCAACCUCCCCAUCCUUCCCAACCACGAACUCUCCCUCCCCCACCAACUCUCCCUCCCCCACUCCCACCCCCCCUCUUCCCUCGACCGCUCCCGCAUGGGGUUGCAGUAUCUAUCCUCCCAAGGUUGGGAUCCAGAUUCCAGAAGGGGUUUGGGGUCUGAUCAGCAGGGUAUCGCACACCCCCUCAAGCCAAAGCCAAAAGACGACAGGCUUGGGUUAGGGGUUGAACUUCCAAAGGGAACAAAAAAUAUACCACGGCCUAAAGAGAAAUUACUAGACGCCAAAAAAGCCAGAAAGCAAUACGAGCAAGAAAAGAAGAAAAAGGGCAGGAUAAUGAAGGAGUUGUUUGCCGAGGAUAAGUGGGAAAAGUACCUAGGCAGCGAGGCGUCUUGA